Molecule: messenger RNA, 261 nt
Organism: Dibothriocephalus latus
Lineage: Eukaryota; Metazoa; Platyhelminthes; Cestoda; Diphyllobothriidea; Diphyllobothriidae
Source: the annotation of a GenBank genome assembly
AUGCAACUAAAAUUCUACCUACUUCUGCUGGCGGCCACCGUUUUGGGAACUUCGAUGAAUGUUACCAGGGCGAACGCCAUGGGCGUUGAGGAAGAUACCGAAGGAGAGACUGUUGUCUGGGCCGGCGGCGGAUCAGCUCCCAAUAGCGAUUGGGAUCCCAGUAGUGGUCGUGGCGUAGGCUGUUAUGGCCACGGUGGAGGUUGUCAUGGCCACGACCGAGGCUGUUAUGGCCACGGCGGAGGAUGCCAUGGCUGCAUUUAG